UGGUAUUUGUAUAAAGUUGAGGGUGACAAUGUGGAGAUUUAGGCAUAAAAUAGAGAACCUGUAUUGAGUUCUUCCAAAAACCUUCUCUUUCUAAUUCACCGCAUCUCCGAUUCAUCCCAGAAUUUUUAGGAACAUUCUGCUUGAAGGGCGAUAUCAACUCUGUGAUAGCAUUUCUGAAUUAUAACUGCUUAUAGUCAAUGUGAUCAAAGACGACAAGCACAAAAAGCUCUAAGGUUUGUUGGGGCUUUAAGAACAAAGCGCAAAUAAAGCAUGAGCCUUAGUGCAGGAAGGUGCAAAUGGAUAGAAAAUACAAAUAUCUCAAGCUUGGAGAGUUUUGAUACGUGAUGGUGAAUGCAGUCAAAGGAUUGUACCUAUCAUGUGAUAUACCUAUGGCUCAGUUCAUUAUCAAUAUGAAUGCUUCAUUGCCACAAUCACAAAAGUUCAUCAUACACGUUCUGGACAAUACACAUCUGUUUGUUCGAUCUGAUAUGGCUGGAAUGAUUCGUAGUGCUAUUUCAGAUUUCAGAGACGCAAACACAUAUGAGAAGCCUUCUUAGUGCUGUUUGAUGAAGUUGAGCCAUCCCGUGUGUGCUCACCAGACGCCUUGUUACCAUGUACAAUAAUUCCUAGUAAAGAAGUUUACCAUUUUCGUGAAAGGAACAUAGUAUGUUUCCUGCUGUUCUUUCUGAAAUGAUUUGUUACUUUUGACAGAGGUAGUAGUUAUGGAAAGACAUUUGAAGUUUUCAACCUUCAAUUUGGCAACACUGCAAGUGAUAUCGUAUUCUAUUUCUGGACA
This is a messenger RNA of Solanum dulcamara, 796 nucleotides long. Its product is annotated as general transcription and DNA repair factor IIH subunit TFB5. The record is from RefSeq and is a predicted model, not a curated record. The transcript has 4 exons. Bases 345 to 557 code for a protein of 70 amino acids. Gene Ontology annotation, cellular component: transcription factor TFIIH core complex; transcription factor TFIIH holo complex. Lineage: Eukaryota; Viridiplantae; Streptophyta; Magnoliopsida; Solanales; Solanaceae. Gene Ontology annotation, biological process: transcription by RNA polymerase II; transcription initiation at RNA polymerase II promoter; nucleotide-excision repair, preincision complex assembly.